AUGAAGAAGAAACAGAAAAGUGUGAACCAUUCAAACGAGAGGAUUACUUCAAUCCGAAAUGAAAAGAGUGAAGACGAUGUUCUAACAAAGACCAAACGAUGUGCCUCUGAUGUUGAUGAUGCUGCUCCUGGCGAGGAGAUGAAAUAUCAUCCUGUAAAGAUGUCUAGAAGUGACCUGUACAGACCACCAACUGCAGAAGAACUUAACCAACUGAAAGAGGCAGAGAGCCUGUUUCAUUGUAGUUUACUUAAAAUGCAGAUGGAAGAGCUUUUAAAGGAAGUUUUAUUAAGUGAACGAAAGAAGCAGCAAAUUGAUUCAUUUGUUCAGACAGUCACAAGACUGCUCCAAUCUGUGCCAAAAUUUGAAAAAGUUGAGAUGACUGAUCUGUCGUGGUUGAAUGGAACUGUUAAGGUUCCCUUUCUUCUUGUUCCUCAAACAACCAAAGGCAAAUUUCACAUGGAACCUCCAUCUUCUGUUGGUCUCAUUGGCAGCUACCCACUGGGCACUUGUACUAAACCACAUGUCAUGAUUGACAUGGUUGUUAUAAUUCCAUCUGAUGUUCUCCAAGAAAAGGAUGCCUUGAAUCAAAGGUAUCCAAGGAAACGAGCUCUGUAUCUAGCAGGACUGGCUCAGCACCUCUCUGCUUCUCCUGAAGUUGGAACAUUGCUUUAUUCCUGUUUACAUGGCAAUCGGCUUCGCCCUGUGCUACUUUUAAGGCCACCAGGCAAGGAAUUCUCCAGCUUUAGUUUACGAAUUCAUCCCUGUCCACCUCCUGGCUUCUUCAAACCUAGUCGUUUCCAUCCGCAGAGAAACAAUAUAAGGACCGAGUGGUACACUGGGACCCCUCAGUCUGAACCUAUUGAGCACCCAACCCCACAUUACAAUAGCGCCAUUCUUGGGGACCUUCUUCCCAGUGCCCACCUACAGUUUCUGUCUGCUGUUCGAUCUCAAUGUUCAGCUUUUUCAGAUGCAGUGGCCUUACUUAAAGUUUGGCUUCGUCAAAGAGAACUUGACAAGGGCCCUGGAUGCUUUAAUGGCUUUUUGGCUUCUAUGCUUCUGGCGUAUUUGCUGACCACUCACAGAAUCAGCAACAGCAUGACUGCUUAUCAGUUGCUUCGAAACAGUUUGAACUUUCUUGCAUCCACAGACCUAUCAGUAAAUGGAAUAAGCCUUUCAAAGAAUACAGAUUCCACAGCACCAUCGCUUGAAGAAUUCCACAAGGCAUUCCAAGUUGUCUUUGUUGAUCCGUCAGGUCAUCUUAACCUAUGUGCUGACAUGACGGCUUGUACCUUCAAACAUAUUCAACAUGAAGCGUCUGUUUCAAUGGAGUUUUGGGAUAAUGCAACUGUAGAUGGAUUUCAAAGUCUUCUCAUGACUCCAAAACCAAUGAUAAGAACAAGUGACCAUGUCUUUCAGUUACACGCGUUGGCAAAGCUGCAGUCUAGCUGUAAGAAGCUGAACCUACUUAAUGAGUUGAUGGACUUAAGUGGAAACUACAUUCAAGCUUCACUUCCUUAUAUUUUAUCACUGAUUCAGCAAGGACUGGGUCAAAGAAUUAUGCUUCUAACUCACUCUCGAGCCCCUGACCCAGAGUGGUCCAUACAGAAUGACGCACCCAAGUACAAAGAUCAGCCGCCUUUAUCCUUUGGCCUGCUCCUAAAACCAGACCUCGCUGCCUCUGUGCUAGAGAGAGGCCCACCUGCAGACAGCCCCAAGGCUUUAGAGUUUCGCCAGCUCUGGGGUUCUCGCUCUGAGCUGCGUCGGUUCCAGGAUGGUGCGAUCACUGAAGCGGUUUUGUGGAAUGGAGAGACCAUGUGUCAGAAAAGACUGGUCCCCAAACAAAUCGUCACACACAUCCUACAGCUGCACGCGAAUGUCCCAGAAACCUCUAUUCGAUACGUUGGCGCGCUGAUUGAUGAUGUCAUCAACAUACGCCGUGAGGUACCCAGCACUGGAGAGGAAGAGAGUUUAUUGGUGGUUCAGUCCUUUGAUGAUUUGAGUAGAAAGUUAUGGCGGCUAGAGGGUUUGCCUUUGGCCAUAACAUCAGUGCAAGGAGCCCAUCCAGCACUCCGAUACACACAGGUCUUCCCCCCACAAGCCACCAAAUUGGAUUAUUCAUUUUUUGAUCUAAAUAAGUCAUGCAGCUCUCUUCUACCGAAAGAAGAAAAACCUUGCCCAACCUACAUAACCCCUAUUACAGUUAUCUGUCACAUGGAGGGCAGUGGAAAAUGGCCUCACGAUCGUCUCGCUAUCCGACACAUUCGAGCGGCAUUUCACAUUCGUAUGGGAGAAUUAUUGAAGCAGUAUCAUAAAUAUACAUUUCAAGCCUGUCCCAGUCAUUUGGAUGUGUGGAAGGAUGGUCUAUUGUUCCGCAUCCAGAUAGCUUAUCAUCGGGAACCACAGGUGUUGAGGGAAAGUAUCAAUGCAGAAGGAAUGUUGGUUGUAAGAGACACUGAUGAGGCUCAAGCUUUAGAAGUGGCCACCAUACACAAGCCUCUUCUCACAAGCACGCUGCAUGGGAUUCAGCAGCAACACGCUUGCUUUGGCACGGUGUGUCGUCUGGCCAAACGAUGGCUCGGUGCACAACUUUUUAGUUGUGAAAUCACUGAUGACACAGCGGACUUACUGGUUGCAUGGUUGUUUCUUCAGCCAGCCCCCUUCACUGCUCCUGGCUCUCCUCAGGUGGGCUUCCUGCGUUUCCUUCAUCUGCUUGCUUCUUUUGAUUGGAAGAACAACCCACUGAUUGUAAACCUUAACAGCCAGCUCACAGUGGCCGACUAUACUGAGAUCAAGAACGACUUCAUGGCCUCCAGAGACACCUUGCCCGUCAUGUUCGUAGCCACACCUACCGACAGAAAAAUGUCUUUGUGGACCAAGCAGGCACCAAGUGUACAGAUGCUUCAUCGUAUAGUAAUGGUCGCUGCAGAAAGUCUGAGAGUGCUGGAACGUCAGAUAAUGUCCGUGGAGGAGACGCAGGAUGUACGGAUGGUCAUGCGCCCCCCGCUGGAUUCCUACGACGUCUUGAUUUUCCUCAACCCAAAGCAGGUUCCACUCUUGAGCCAGGCCGUGGACCCGUCUGCAGUCGGCUUUGUGAGGGGCUUCACAGAGGGCUUUGUGGGGCAGGCCGGAGGAUUCAUGCCUGUGGUUGACUAUAAUCCAGUCUCCAUCUACCUGAAUGAACUCCGAGAAACAUUUGGAGAUCUGGCUCUAUUCUUUUGUGAUCCUUUUGGUGGGACAGUAGUAGCUGUUCUGUGGAAACCGAAGGCCUUCACACCAUUGCCAUUUAAGACAUCACAGAUGGCAGCUCGAGCAGUUGAAGUUCAUGGAGAUGAUGUCAAAACCAUUCCCAAUGUUGAAGCAAUUUUGGAGGAUUUCAAGAUUAUUGGAAACGGUUUGGUCAAAUCUAUCGAGGCCAGAACAGAAAAAUGGAUCUUCUGA
Molecule: messenger RNA, 3438 nt
Organism: Knipowitschia caucasica
Lineage: Eukaryota; Metazoa; Chordata; Actinopteri; Gobiiformes; Gobiidae
Source: the annotation of a GenBank genome assembly